GAUGUUGGUUCCUCUCGGAGUAGUUGUUGUUCUCCUGUCUGCGACCUCUAUUGAGGGAAAAAGGAAUUGCUCUGGAUUCUCCUCCCCUACCAUGAGCACCCUACAGGGUGUUCCUCAAUGCCAUGAGUCCGGAGAUUUGAUAUUCUACGACGAGUUUGACGAGAUUGAUUUGGACAUGUGGGAUCAUGAGAUAACAAUGGCAGGAGGAGGAAACUGGGAGUUCCAGGUUUAUUGGAACAAUAGAUCUAAUUCUUACACCAGGGACAGUACACUCUUCCUGAAACCUACCUUAACCUCGGAUAGGUUUGGAGAGGAUUUCAUCAUGAACGGUCAGUUUGAUCUCUGGGGAGGUCAACCUGGAGAUGUUUGCACCAACCCUCAGUUUUACGGGUGUAUGAGACAAGGUUCUGGCCCUAAUAUAAUCAACCCUAUCGCCUCUGCAAGGUUGAGAACUGCAAAUCAUUUCGGGUUCACCUACGGCAAAGUUGAAGCAAGAGCUAAGAUGCCGUCAGGGGAUUGGAUUUGGCCAGCCAUUUGGCUUCUGCCUCUAAGAGAAGCCUAUGGAAUGUGGCCAGCUAGUGGAGAGAUAGAUAUUCUUGAAUCCAGAGGAAACCGAAAACUGACUCAGGACGGAGUAAAUGUUGGAGUAGAACAGUACGGAGCAACCCUGCAGUACGGUCUAGAUGUCCAGACCAACGAGUGGUCCAAGGCUCAUUGGGUCAAAAAUCUUGCAGAGGGUUGGGACGCAGAGUUCCACAAUUACCAGACCGAGUGGACUCCGGAUUACAUGAGUUUCUCCGUGGACGGAGAGGAGAUAGGACGGAUUACAUAUCCUGAAGGAGGGAUGUGGGAACACGGAGAGUUUGAGACGGAUUGGCCAGGAUUGAAGAACCCCUGGGAAGGAUUUCACAAGAGUGCUCCGUUUGACCGAGAAUACUUCUUGAUCCUAAAUGUAGCUGUUGGAGGAACCGGAUACUUCUCUGAUGAUUUUACUAACGAGGGAGGGAAACCAUGGAUAAAUACUUCUCCUCAGGCUUCUCUUGAUUUCUGGAACGCGAAGAGUUCCUGGUAUCCGACCUGGAACCCCGAGGAGAACAAUGGGGAGCAGGCGGCCAUGCAGGUGGACUACAUCAAGGUCUGGGCUAUCUAGAACAUCAUGGGAAUUUAUGAAAAACAUGGAAAAAAUGUAAUAAUGACAAAAAAUAAGAAUAAAAGUAUAUUUGAAGUUUAAAA
Molecule: messenger RNA, 1233 nt
Organism: Eurytemora carolleeae
Lineage: Eukaryota; Metazoa; Arthropoda; Copepoda; Calanoida; Temoridae
Product: beta-1,3-glucan-binding protein
Exons: 8
Coding region: 2-1150 (382 amino acids)
Biological process (GO): carbohydrate metabolic process
Molecular function (GO): hydrolase activity, hydrolyzing O-glycosyl compounds
Source: RefSeq, a predicted model, not a curated record